Molecule: messenger RNA, 1610 nt
Organism: Musa acuminata AAA Group (dessert banana)
Lineage: Eukaryota; Viridiplantae; Streptophyta; Magnoliopsida; Zingiberales; Musaceae
Product: myb family transcription factor EFM-like
Exons: 5
Coding region: 275-1414 (379 amino acids)
Biological process (GO): regulation of DNA-templated transcription
Molecular function (GO): DNA-binding transcription factor activity; DNA binding
Source: RefSeq, a predicted model, not a curated record
UCCUGUCCCCACCUUCAGGCUUAGUGGAGGAUCAGACGUCGUUGGGGAGGAACCCUACGUAACGUUUUGGGGCCUAACCUUUUCCGCGAUGCGUUACGCGACGGCUCGUCCUCGCGAGUUCCCGGUCCAUUUUGCGCCUGCCCGGUUCACUCCAACCGGACCGCUCCACCGUGCUUCCACUAUAUAAUGGACAGCCCACUCUGCUGUAUUUGCUUCUGGUUGUUGUCCUCGCAAGGAGGGCGAGAGAUCUGAGCCAGAGGAAGGCGGAGAGAAGAUGGGCUCGGCGGCGGCAGAUGCCAGUUUGGAAUUGAGGCUGUUCGCCGCAAGAAGCGUCACCCGUUCACUGAAGGAGGCGCCGGCGAUGGAGAAGGGGGAUGGGAGGAAGGCGAAGCUGGAGGAGUAUGUAACGAGGUUGGAGGAAGAGAAGAAGAAGAUCGAAGCUUUCCAACGGGAGCUUCCUCACUCCAUGCAUCUGCUCACCGAUGUGAUCGAUGGGUUGAAGAAGGAGCUCGGGGAAUGCAAGAUGGGCGAGAGUUGUGCGCGUGUCUUAGGAGAAUUCAUGCCCAAAAAGAGCAAAUUCGAAGAGAAGGGAGGGGUAAAUCCGGAAGCAGACUGCAAGGAGAAGAGGAAUUGGAUGAGUUCCGCCCAGCUCUGGAGCGAUAACUCCAACAGAAGCAAUUACGAGGAGAAUGAAAAUGAGAAGGAAGUCCUGGGAGAGAGAGGCGAGGAGCUCAGUCGCCCAAGGAAGAAGGAGAGCUUGCACUUGGAGUCCAAGAGUCUGAGUGGUGGCAGCGCAUUUGUGCCGUUCAAAGCCCCGCCGGCCCUGUCAGCCAGCACAAAGAAGCAGGAGAAGCCUUCCAUCACUCUGCCAGACCUGCUGCUUCAGGCGUCUGCCAUGGACAACGGAAAUCUCACUCCUGCUGCCGUCGCUGAGGGCCGCCUCGUCGGUGACCCAGUCUCAGAGGGCAUCGGUAGAGCCCCAGCUCUGGCGACGGCCAACGACCGCAUAAGCUCGCAGACCCAGCAGCAGCAGCCGAGAAAAGUGAGGCGGUGCUGGUCACCGGAUCUGCAUCGCCGAUUCCUCGUCGCUCUUCGGCUGCUGGGCGGUGCUCAUGUGGCUACUCCCAGGCAGAUCAGAGGACUGAUGGAGGAGGAUGGCCUCACCAAUGAUGAAGUGAAAAGCCAUCUCCAGAAAUAUCGACUGCGGAUGACUAGUUCUUCGAAUGCUAAGAAUCGACCCGCUGCAAUAGGAGGAGGUGGAUGGGUUCACGAAGAGCAGCAUAGUGCUUCCUUGCAGCAGAGCGUUCCUCAGUCUGGUUCUCCAGAGAGUCCUCUUCGGCUACCUGUGGCUUCGACUACUGGAGAUAGCUGCGAGGAAGAAGAUAGGAAAUCGGAGAGCCAUAAUUGCGUCUGAGAAAACAUGACAGGAGAGGUGAAACCGGGAAAUAAUGUACAGAAAGUUCUCGAGAGUUUUGUUGAUAGAAUAGCCGAAAGGACUAAUGUGUUUGAAGCAGGAUGACAUGAUGUUACAUAGUAAAAGCGGGGCAUAGCUCAUGCUGGGCACGGAAAUGAUUGAGCUCCAGAAGACAUACUUCGAGCAGGAUUCUGAA